This is a messenger RNA of Lindgomyces ingoldianus, 343 nucleotides long. RefSeq lists its product as uncharacterized. NCBI's taxonomy places the organism in Eukaryota, Fungi, Ascomycota, Dothideomycetes, Pleosporales, Lindgomycetaceae. The record is from RefSeq and is a predicted model, not a curated record. The transcript has a single exon. Bases 61 to 291 code for a protein of 76 amino acids.
UGUUCCUAGAAGAAGGAAAUGCGUCCUGGGAUGUGCAGCUAGCUUUUGCAAUGCACAGCCAUGGACCCACGAUCAGCAGAGCACGGCGCGUUGCUCGUCUCACACAGAUGUCUGAGUGUGUGGGGAAUGUGGGUGAACGGAUGGGUGCUGAGUGUUCGAUCGCAAAAUUUUUUAAAUUUUUUUUGGGCUGAAGGAGUCGAGUUGCAAUUGAGACUUUAUAAUUUGGCAUUUGGCAUUGUAUGUUGGAUUACAAGGUGGAAAAAAUAUGCAGAAUUGAAAUCGUUGCAUUGAACACAGCUUAUCUGUAGACUCCAGAUUCUGCAAGAUUGAAGGACUAAAGCAU